Messenger RNA from Microcebus murinus (gray mouse lemur), 1699 nucleotides. The record is from RefSeq and is a predicted model, not a curated record. Lineage: Eukaryota; Metazoa; Chordata; Mammalia; Primates; Cheirogaleidae.
CUUGGAACUCCCUGUUUAUAGCACACCUUCAACAGAGAAUAAUACAAUUUUAGAGACAUGACAAGACAAGGGAACAGGACCCUGAGUGUCUAGGGCCGACAAAUGGUGGGCAGACAAAACGAAUGGCCGGCUAGGAAGAAACAAUGGGAAACUCGUGGUGAAAGAGGCUAGUUAGUAAAGGCACCUCCAGUGUUGUCUCUCGGCUGACGGACAGGCCGUCCUUGGUCAUCAGACUUUGUCCUUUGUGGCAGAGAGGAGGGGAGGGACACUUUUAUCUUUGUAAUUCUCUGUUCUGUUUUAGGCAAAGAGGGGGAGGGCAGAGAGCUUUCUUUGUAUCUAUUUCUUCUCAAUUGCCUCCAGCUCAAGAGAAUCCUUAUGCCAAAGUGGCACAUUUUGGGGUGGCAUAUUCUGCUACCCGCAGCCACAGAUGUCAAAAUUUAUUGAACUGAGUACAUCAUUACGUGUACUUAAUUGUAUGGAAACUCCACCACAACGUACAAUUUAAAACUAACAGUUUGCACAGAUUUAGCACACCAAAAGUGUUUCAUUAUUAUUUUGAUUCCACACCAUCUAAACUCCCUCCAGACUUGAAUUUCAUAAGGUUUCAUGAUAUGUGCAGUAACCUUGUUUUCCUCAUUCCCAGCCAGAAAAUCAUUCGGCCCGUGGAGACAUGGAUUUCCAGACACGCUACACAUGGGACGAGGAGGAGGACUUUCCUCCAAGCAAAGGUAAGAAGGCAGAAGAUCAUCUGUCAGCUGAAGAAAAAAUAUUUUUGAGAGAGUUUCCCAGAUGGAAACAAGAUCUAGAAGUGAGCAUUGUUGGGCUCCGUGCCCUUGCAGAGGAUAUCGACGAAAAACACAAAGCAUUCACCAAGACCAGCCUGGCGGCCAACUCCGUGGCUGUGGUCUCUGGGGUUGCGUCCAUCCUGGGGUUGGCCCUGGCUCCGGUGACAGCAGGAGGGAGCCUGCUGCUCUUCACUGCUGGUCAGGGUUUGGGGAUCGCAGCUGGAGUCACCAGCACCGUGACCAGCCUGUUGGAACACUCUCACAAGAAAAAAGCCCAAGCUCAGGCCGGCAACCUAGUGGGCAUCCCUGACACAGAGGGUGGUGAGGAUGAGGCCAAGAAAGAACUCUAUGCCUCAGCAACCAGCAAGAUUAUCUGUGGCCUCAGCAACAUGAAGAAGAGCCUCCGUGCCAUUGAGAAUGCCAAAGCCCACCCCCACUUGGCCAAGGCCGCCAAGAGGCUGAUGACCACGGGCAGCAUCUCGGCCCGAAGGAGCAGGGAGGUGCAAAAGGCCUUUGGGGGCACAACACUGGCCAUGACCAAAAGUGCUCGCAUGCUGGGAGGUGCAGUGGCCGCCUUGGGCCUUGGCCUGGACUUGGCCGCUGUCUCGAGGGACUGGAAGCAGCUGCAGGAGGGAGCAACGGCAGAGCUUGCCGAUGAGCUGAGGGCCCAGGCUCGGAAGCUGGAAAAUCAGCUGGCGGAACUCACGGAGCAAUACGAGCUCCUGCAGCAGUGGAUACGCUCUGCACAGGAAAGGAUGUCACUGGAAGCUGGCCAGCCACAUUCUGGUGGGAAGGAGAGAGGAGGAGACCCUGUGCACCCCAACACCUGCAACCUGCAUGAGCUGUCCAUGUGAAAAAUAUUUUUUUUCUUUUCUGUGCCUUAACUGCUAUUUUUAAAAUAGUGCUUGGAUGUU